This is a messenger RNA of Bactrocera neohumeralis, 1218 nucleotides long. RefSeq lists its product as uncharacterized. The record is from RefSeq and is a predicted model, not a curated record. NCBI's taxonomy places the organism in Eukaryota, Metazoa, Arthropoda, Insecta, Diptera, Tephritidae. The transcript has a single exon. The coding region runs from base 65 to 1090 and encodes 341 amino acids.
ACAACACUAUUAAUCAAUCAUUCGCGAAUUUAUCAUAGGAAUCAUAAAGGUUUGGUUCGCAUAAAUGGAUAAAACUGCAGAGUUAGUGUUGUCUUUGGAAGACUUGCUUCAGAUCGCCUUGGGAACCGAAUCAAUAACUGGAGUUAACACAAUUGUGUUGCAUAGUUUGCUCGACUUGGUGCUGCAAAAAUUAGGCUGUGAAAACGAAAAGAUCUCGAUUAGUGGUCACGACGCAAUGGUAAUUGAAAAGCUCCUGCAAGAGUCCUCCAUUUCACCGCUUGCGUUUGAAAGUAACCAAAUGAAGACGAUAACGCAAUUUGAUUGCUUGGGUCAACUAGAAAUUACGGUUAAGGAUUUGGAAGAACAAAUAGACAAACACUUAGAGGAAGUACAGCACGAUAAGUUGGUAAAAGGCUCUAAUAAUUCAAUUUCAAUUUCAACGAUAUUCAGCCGGGAACACAUUUGUUCCACAUGUGAUCCAGAUAUGAAAGACAUGUGCAACUUUAUUGCUGACACCAAAUUCAAGCAUAUAAUUUUGGAACACACUAUUCUGCCUGUAUACAAGCACUUGCAAGCCAUGUCCCAAAAAUUGGAAGAUUUCGAAAUCGAAUUCCUGAAAUGGUUGGAGUUCAUGGAACAACAUUUGAAAACUAUAAGUCAAAAAGACACAGUUAUGAUGCGUAUUCUACAAAUGGAUGAAGAGUUGACAAUGUUUCGCAAUGAGUUUAUGGAUGCUAUGGAUGAUUUGCAGGAUAUAUUGGAUACUAAGGUAGACCGUUGUGACGUAGUGGCAUUACAAAAUGUUUUUGAACAACGAGUCGAGGUUAUCAAAAAAACGAUGCGCGAAUAUAUCGCUACGGCUCUGAAAGCUAACACUACGGUUUUUGCAUUAGAGUCACAUACAGCAGACGGAAAGGUGUUUGAAACUAGUCCGAGUAAAACCGCCAUAGAUCCGAUAUGUGAUUGCCAAGUAUAUGUUCAACCAAAUAUGGGGCUGCAAAAAGCUUCUGAGCAGCAGACUGACCUGGACUCCAAGAAACCCAAACUUAACUUUACAAUCAAAAGAAGCUAUUCAAGUCUUAGCCCUUAAUCAGUGAGAUUGAGUGAGAACAAACACGCAAUUGAAAGAGAUUAAUAAACCUUUAAUUUUAUAAUCUUGGUAUAAAUGGUUUUAAAAUUUUCUCGUUUACGUGUACAAAACUAACUUUAGUAAUAAAA